Quercus lobata is the source of this 558-nucleotide messenger RNA. Its product is annotated as putative pentatricopeptide repeat-containing protein At1g53330. The annotation marks the transcript as partial. Lineage: Eukaryota; Viridiplantae; Streptophyta; Magnoliopsida; Fagales; Fagaceae. The record is from RefSeq and is a predicted model, not a curated record. The transcript is spliced from 3 exons. Gene Ontology annotation, molecular function: mRNA binding; protein binding.
AUAAAAAACAGACGUGUUUGCAAUCGCUUCUCUCCCACCGAAAUCAUCUUCUGCAAUGUCAUCUCCUUCUACGCCCGAGCCCGCCUCCUGCACCGUCUGCUUCAUCUUCGUGUGGUGAAUUUCGGGACUUUGAUUCAUCAGCUUUGUUUGAACUUUAGGUUGGAAGAAGCUUUUAAGUUGAAAAAUGAUAUGAUGAGAGUUUAUGGUGUUAUGCCUAAUGCGUUUGUUUAUACCUCAUUGAUUAAAGGGGUUUGUGGGAUUGGUGAAUUGAGUUUGGCUUUUAAGCUUAAGGAGGAGAUGGUGAGAAACAAGUUGAAAUUGAACUCAACAGUGUAUUCUACUUUGAUUAGAGUGCUUUUUGAGGUUGGGAGGAAAGAAGAGGCUUUGGGGCUUUUGGAGGAAAUGAAAGGCUUUGGGUGCAUGCCUGAAGCAACAUUUAGAAUUUUGGAUGAGAUGGUAGAGAAGGGUUUUGACAGCCAUUGCAUCUUUAAUGGCUUGGGUAGAACCACCGAAGAUGGCAUCCAUGACAGAUUACUAUUCACCAGCAUGCGUGAAUAG